Messenger RNA from Hypoxylon trugodes, 5428 nucleotides. Its product is annotated as ATP-binding cassette transporter protein YOR1-like protein. Gene Ontology annotation, molecular function: ATP binding; ABC-type transporter activity; ATP hydrolysis activity. The transcript is spliced from 3 exons. Lineage: Eukaryota; Fungi; Ascomycota; Sordariomycetes; Xylariales; Hypoxylaceae. Bases 418 to 4917 code for a protein of 1499 amino acids. Gene Ontology annotation, biological process: transmembrane transport. Gene Ontology annotation, cellular component: membrane. The record is from RefSeq and is a predicted model, not a curated record.
UCAAAAUUUCUUUUUUUUGUCCGACUCUGUUUCAAUUGCCUUAUUUUAAUUUCUAUAAUAUUAUCCUACUUAUACCUAUACAUAUCUACCCAAUUUUGGCUUAUACGGUGAUGUAAAUACCAAACAGUUAAAAAAGCUGUAGGUAUAGAUCCAGCCUUCUAGGUAAUAAACGGCGAGAUAACUGCCGUCUGCCCUCUGCCGCAUAUAUUACCUACCUCUUUUAACCUAGGCUCUUUCUGCAAUCACCUCUCCUUGCUUGAUACUUAACAAACGAGUUGAGUUACUUCGACAUUUUGUUGAGAUACACACACAUCCGAGUUUCAAUAUAAAACAGAACAAGCCACUUACACUUAAUCUACGUCACUAUCGCAUUGUGUGUGCGACCAAGUGCCGAUUUGCUUCUUUUGGGGCCAUACUAUGGCACAUGAAAUUGAAGACAAAGAGACAAAACCGGCCGACCCCCAGGCAGAUGUCAACAACACCGCCAACUCUGAGCCGGCGACUCCAAUCUCGGUCUUCAUAGACCCUGAGGAGGAAAUCCGUAGACAUGGGGAACCUGAGGAGAAACGAGUUGAGCGCGAAGAGUUGAAACAUACCCAGAGCUAUGCCACCGAUACAAGUGCGGUCACUCGUACCACCACAAGACCGUCCUUAUCUGCAGGCAAGAAGCCGUGGUAUAAGACGCCGAAUCCAUUGCGAUGGGGUUCCAUCCCACCUGUUCCCAAGGAGCGGGAGGUCUCCAGGGAAUACAAUGCUGGCUUCCUGAGCAAGCUCACGUUCCAAUGGAUGGCUCCUUUAAUGAGUGUAGGAUAUAAACGACCUUUAGAACAGGAUGACCUCUGGUUGGUGAACCCUGAUCGAACUGCCGAGAAGAUGACAACCAAGACGAGGGAGUCAUUUGAGAGACGAGUUAAGAAAGGCGAAAAGUACCCUUUACUUUGGGCAAUUCAUGAAACUUUCUUCUGGGAAUUCUGGAUAGGUGGUUUCAGUCAACUUGUCUCGUCCAUCUUUCAGGUUAUGUCUCCUUUCACGUUGCGCUACCUCAUUCAAUUUGCGCAAGAGGCUUGGGAUGCUUCCCAAAAUGGACAACCUCUCCCCAAGAUCGGCACGGGUAUCGGCCUAGUUAUUGAUGUAACCGUCAUGCAGAUUCUCCAAAGUUUGGGGGUCAACCAUUUCAUUUACCGCGGUAUGAUGGUAGGAGGACAAUCGCGUGCUGUCCUCAUCAGUCUCAUUUUUGAGAAGUCCAUGGUCCUUUCCGGUAGGGCAAAAGCCGGUGGUAAAGAAGCUGCCGACGACGCAGCGGGUGACGGCCAAGGAGAGAAAGGAAAAGACGCCGCAAAAGAUGCCAAGACAGAGAAGCCAGAAAAGGCCGCCAAGGAUGCGAGAGAUAAUAAAAAGGGAAUUUCCGGUGAUGGCACUGGCUGGAGUAACGGCAAAAUCGUGAACUUGAUGAGCGUCGAUACUUAUCGUGUUGAUCAAGCAAAUGCCCUAUUCCACAUCAUUUGGACGGCGCCAAUUUCUUGUCUCAUAACUCUCGUUGUCCUCCUUAUCAAUCUGACGUAUAGCGCUCUCGCUGGAUUUGCACUUCUAGUCAUCGGAGUUCCCGUCUUGACUAGAGCAAUUCGACUGCUAUUCAGACGCCGUGCUGCUAUCAACAAAAUAACGGAUCAGCGUGUGAGCUUAACUCAGGAAAUUCUCCAGUCGGUUCGAUUUGUGAAGUAUUUUGGAUGGGAAGGGGCUUUCCUAGAGCGUCUAAAGGACAUUCGAGCUCGAGAAAUCUACGCCAUUCAGAUUCUCUUGGCAAUUCGAAAUGCUAUCAACGCUGUCAGCAUGUCGCUUCCGAUUUAUGCCUCUAUGUUGUCGUUCAUCACUUAUUCGCUCACGGACCAUGGUCUGCCGGCCGCUCAGGUUUUCUCCUCGCUCGCGCUUUUUAACGGAUUGCGAAUGCCCCUUAACUUGCUUCCCCUAGUUAUCGGUCAAACGGUCGAUGCUUGGUCGUCCCUAAAGCGUAUCCAGGACUUCAUGCUCUCCGAAGAACAGGAAGAAGACGUCGUUUUGGAACCCGAGGGAAAAUAUGCAGUCGAAAUGCACGAUGCAAGCUUCACCUGGGAGAGGACGCCGACUCAAGAAAACGAAGGCUCUCUGGGUCCUAACGGGAAAAAGGAAGAUAAGGCCGGAUCCACGCAAAAGGCCGCAAAGCGCACCUCUAAGACAAGCAAUAACGGUGGUCCUUUAGAAGAGAGUUCUGAAGAUACUGCAAGCACACUUGUGGAAGAACGCGAGCCUUUCAAACUCCAGGAGUUGAACCUUGCCAUUGGUAGAAAUGAGCUCAUUGCUGUCAUCGGAACUGUUGGAUGCGGUAAGAGUUCUUUGCUUGCCGCCCUUGCCGGCGAUAUGCGAAAGACCUCGGGUGAGGUUAUUCUGGGUGCUUCUAGAGCAUUUUGUCCGCAAUAUGCUUGGAUUCAGAAUGCGAGUGUCCGGAAUAAUAUCCUGUUUGGAAAGGAGAUGGACCGCGAUUGGUAUAAGGAGGUUGUAAGAGCCUGUGCCCUGCAAACCGAUCUCGACAUGCUUCCCAACGGGGAUGCCACUGAAAUCGGGGAGAGGGGAAUCACGAUAUCAGGCGGACAGAAACAACGACUUAACAUCGCCCGAGCCAUCUACUUCGAUGCUGAUAUAGUGCUAAUGGACGACCCUCUUAGUGCGGUUGACGCUCAUGUCGGUCGACAUAUCAUGGAUAACGCUAUUCUGGGUCUCCUCAAAGACAAAUGCCGUAUUCUGGCAACACACCAACUGUGGGUCCUGAACCGCUGUGACAGAAUCGUCUGGAUGGAUGGUGGAAAAAUCCGAGCAGUUGAUACGUUUGACAACUUAAUGGCGAACCAUUCUGGUUUCAGGCAAUUAAUGGAGACGACAGCUCUAGAAGAAAAGAAGGAAGAGCCAGCAGCAGUCGAAGAAAAGACAGCCGAAGUUGAAAAGGACAAGAAGAAAAAGAAGAAGAGCCAAGGGUUGAUGCAGGCGGAGGAGCGAGCCGUGGCGAGUGUUCCUUGGUCCGUAUACGCUGUUUAUAUUCGGGCUUCGGGAAGUAUCUUUAACGCCUUAUUUACGGUCCUCAUUCUGUUACUUUCUCAAGGUGCUAAUAUUAUGACGAGCUUGUGGCUUUCAUAUUGGACAUCAGACAAAUUUGGCCUCAGUACUGGGGUGUACAUCGGUGUAUAUGCCGGUCUGGGAACAUUACAAGCCUUGCUUAUGUUCGUCUUUUCGCUCUUGCUGGCUGUUUAUAGCACGAACGCUAGUAGAACUCUUCUGAGGCAAGCUGUAACGAGAACGCUCAGAGCACCCAUGUCGUUCUUCGACACGACACCGCUAGGUCGUAUUACGAAUCGGUUCUCGAGAGAUGUCGAUGUUAUGGACAAUAACUUAGCAGAUGCGCUGAGGAUGUAUUUCCUAACGUUGGCUAUGAUCACGUCGGUUUUCGCGCUGAUUAUCGCUUUCUUCCAUUACUUCGCAAUUGCGCUGGUUCCACUGGCUAUUCUCUUCGUGCUCGCGGCGUCGUACUACCGAGCUUCUGCACGAGAAGUCAAGCGUUUCGAAUCCGUACUCCGCUCCGUAGUAUUUGCGAAAUUUGGCGAAGGCCUCAGUGGCGUGGCUUCUAUCCGCGCAUAUGGCUUAAAAGGUCGCUUCAUCGCCGACAUCCGAAAUUCAAUUGAUGAAAUGAAUUCAGCGUAUUACCUAACGUUCUCAAACCAGCGGUGGUUGUCUUUACGUUUAGACACAAUCGGAAACGCGCUUGUGUUCACAACAGGUAUCCUAGUCGUUACAUCCCGAUUCAACGUUCCACCAUCGAUCGGUGGUCUUGUGCUCUCGUACAUCCUCUCCAUCGUGCAGAUGCUGCAGUUCUCAGUUAGACAACUGGCUGAGGUAGAGAACGGCAUGAAUGCUGUGGAACGUCUGCAGUAUUACGGGAACCAACUUGAGGAAGAAGCACCGGAACACACUAUUGAAGUUCGCCCGUCUUGGCCUGAGAAGGGCGAGAUUGUGUUUGAUAAUGUGGAGAUGCGGUACCGUGAGAAUUUACCGCUUGUGCUUAAGGGCUUGAGUAUGCAUGUUCGCGGUGGCGAGCGGAUAGGUAUUGUGGGACGAACGGGUGCGGGUAAGAGUUCGAUUAUGUCGACCCUUUUCCGUCUGGUUGAGCUCUCGGGUGGCCACAUCCGUAUUGAUGGGCUUGAUAUUUCAACCGUCGGGUUACAUGACCUGCGCUCUCGUAUGGCUAUUAUCCCGCAAGAUCCCACACUGUUCCGUGGCACCGUGCGCAGUAACCUGGAUCCCUUCGGCGAGCAUUCUGAUGCGGACUUGUGGUCUGCGUUAAGGAAGGCUGGUUUAGUGCCCGCGGACGCCAAUAUCGAUGACAAGGACCCCACGAGAAUACAUCUCGAUAGUGUGGUCGAAGAAGAAGGGUUGAACUUCUCGCUUGGUCAGAGACAACUUAUGGCACUUGCGAGAGCACUAGCUCGCGGGUCUAGGAUCAUUGUCUGUGAUGAAGCGACGUCGUCGGUGGAUAUGGAAACCGAUAACGCGAUCCAGCGAACCAUGGCACAAGGGUUUAAGGGCAGGACGUUACUAUGUAUCGCGCAUCGAUUACGCACGAUUGUGGGCUACGAUCGUAUUUGCGUUAUGGAUGCGGGUAGCAUAGCAGAGCUAGGCCCACCGCUUGAGCUGUGGAGAAUUGAAGGGGGUGUGUUUAGGGGUAUGUGUGAGCGAAGCGGUAUAAGAGAAGAAGAUAUCAUCGCUGCGGCGGCGGAGAUGAGGGUUGCCGAGGGGCUUGGGGAUAGGGAGAUAGAAGAGGAGUUGGAUGAAAAAUUGGAAGAGGCGGGAGGCUCGUCAUCGAGGGGGAAGAGAGAGAAGGAUGAUGUGGUGUAGAUGUGUGAUAUGUGAUAUGUGUUGGGUAUACCAGUGGACUUGUGGGAUGGGUUGGAUAGAUUUUUUGUACACACCUACAUGGAUGAUAUACGAAUAUAUGAAGCGUUCGAACUUUCGACAUAAGUAUCUGGUUAUGUUACACGAAGUGCAGUUGGGAAUAUACAGGUCGACGGAAAUGAGACUUGUGCGACGUUGGGUACACCUUCGGUUAGACGGCGCUUUAACUUUGAUACACGUUCCUUUAGUGGUUGAUUUAUGGUGGAUAUCUUACACGCAAUCAACGUACGUGCUUAGGAUCUAGCGGAAAAUUACUCAUAAAAGAGGAAUAAUAGAGUCCGAACAGACAAGAAGAAGUGGAUGAAUACGUAAGUUGCGGUGGAUAGGGGGCUAUUUAGUUAUUUACAGCUGAACUUGUUAGGUGUGCUUACGCAAGAUCCAUGGCUCCAUAUACUAUUUUUAUAUAAUUCUACAAUAGAGAUCGCCAACGCAAGGGCGUCCUAUCUUACGCCAA